Syngnathoides biaculeatus (alligator pipefish) is the source of this 3178-nucleotide messenger RNA. RefSeq names its product mannosyl-oligosaccharide 1,2-alpha-mannosidase IC. The coding region runs from base 19 to 1947 and encodes 642 amino acids. Lineage: Eukaryota; Metazoa; Chordata; Actinopteri; Syngnathiformes; Syngnathidae. Gene Ontology annotation, cellular component: endoplasmic reticulum; extracellular exosome; Golgi membrane. Gene Ontology annotation, biological process: N-glycan processing; carbohydrate metabolic process. The transcript has 12 exons. The record is from RefSeq and is a predicted model, not a curated record. Gene Ontology annotation, molecular function: calcium ion binding; mannosyl-oligosaccharide 1,2-alpha-mannosidase activity.
GAGGACAAGUUGAACCGGAUGGUGUUCCGAAAGUUGCCCGGCGUGUCUGCGUCAGGCAUGGGGCUGCGUCUGUCACAGAAGUUUGUCUUCUUGCUCUUCCUGUCGGGCCUGGUGACCCUUUGCUUCGGGGCGCUUUUCUUCCUGCCCGACUCGGUGAGGCUGAAGCGCAUCUUCCUGUCCAAGAGCGAGAGCCAGCCGGCGACAGCGGCGGGCUCCGGCGUGGCUGAAAACGAUGCGGUCGAGCGCCCCAAGAGACCCCGAGAGCAGGAGCGCCCGCGCGGUGUGACCUCCGCCAAGGGGGAGAGCGGCGGCGGUGGAGGAGGCCUCGCCAGGUUCAAGGCUCUCGCCCGAAAAACGCCCCCGUCCUACGAGGCCACCGAGGAACGUCUGGCAGGCGGGAAAGCGCAGGAGGACCUGUCGGAGAAAGCGUCCUUGCCCGCCUCCGCCGCCGCCGCCUUCUCCUACAAGAACUUCCGCGGGUGUCUCCUGAAGAACCCCCUCGGGAAAGAUGGCGGCAAGCCCGGCGACCCCAAGACGGACGAGCGGCGGGAGAAAGUCAAAGAGAUGAUGAAAUUUGCCUGGGACAACUACAAGCAGUACGCCUGGGGCAAGAAUGAGCUUAGGCCUUUAACUAAGAACGGGCAUAUUGGCAACAUGUUUGGUGGCCUGAGAGGCGCAUCCAUCGUCGACUCGCUGGACACGCUCUACAUUAUGGGGCUCUUGGACGAGUACAGCGACGCUAAGGAGUGGGUGAGGAACAGCCUGGACCUGACCUCGAAUGGUGAAGCGUCGCUCUUUGAGGUGAACAUCCGUUACGUCGGUGGGCUGCUGUCGGCGUACUAUCUGACGGGAGAGGAGCUAUUCAAGACUAAAGUCCUGGACUUGGGGGCCAAGUUGCUCCCAGCCUUCAACACGCCGACGGGGAUCCCGCGAGGAGUCAUCAAUCUGGGGAGCAGUGGCAGCAGUUGGAGUUGGGGGUGGGCGUCGGCCGGGAGCAGCAUCCUGGCCGAGUUCGGGACCCUGCACCUGGAAUUCGUCCACCUCAGCGAGCUCUCCGGCGACCCCGUCUACACCGAGAAGGUGAUGAACAUCAGGAAGGUGCUGAAUAAGAUCGAGAAGCCUCAAGGCCUUUACCCCAACUUCCUCAGCCCAGUCAGCGGAAACUGGGUCCAACAUCACGUGUCCAUCGGUGGACUGGGCGACAGUUUCUACGAGUACCUCAUCAAGUCAUACCUGAUGUCAGACAAGACAGACGAGGACGCCAAGAACAUGUACUACAACGCUCUGGAGGCGAUCGAAAGCAACCUGGUGCAGAAGUCGCCCGGUGGCCUGACCUACAUGGCCGAGUGGCGCGGGGGCAUCCUGGACCACAAGAUGGGCCACCUGGCCUGCUUCUCCGGGGGCAUGAUCGGCAUCGGCGCCGACGACGGCGCGCCCGACAAGCGCCAGCACUACCUGGACUUGGCCGCCGAGGUCACUCACACCUGCCACGAGAGCUACGACCGCUCGGCCACCAAGCUGGGACCCGAAGCGUUCCGGUUUGACAGCGGCGCCGAAGCCACGGCAACCCGGCUGAGCGACAGAUACUACAUUUUGAGACCCGAGGUCAUCGAGAGCUACAUGUACAUGUGGAGGCUGACCCAUGACCCCAAGUACAGGGAGUGGGGGUGGGAAGCUGUGGAGGCACUGGAGAGGCACUGCCGAGUGGAGUCGGGCUUCUCGGGAAUUCGUGACGUUUACACGUUGAGCGACAACCACGACAACAUGCAGCAGAGCUUCUUCCUCUCUGAGACCCUCAAGUAUCUGUACCUUCUGUUCUCCGACGACGACCUCCUGCCCCUGGAGGACUGGGUCUUCAACACGGAGGCCCACCCUCUGCCCGUGGUCCGCAAGAGCUGCCUGCAGGACCCGUCGUCCGCCGCGCAGGACAAGACUAAGUCCGGGUGAGCGCCACACCCCAACCCCGUCGAGACCCUGAACGUUUGGCAUCCAGCUAAGCGUGCGGCUCCAAGGGAUGCGUUCAAGUUCCUUUCCAGUAAAGGACGUCGUGGGUUCUUCACGCUGUGAUUGUAUAUUCUAUCUUCUAUCUUUUCUUUUUUUUUUUUUUUUUUUUUGGGGGGGGGUGGACAAUCAAAGACAAAACUUUUACGGACACCUUUUCUUUCCUCUGUGAGGAAAAAUGAGCUCAACAUUGUCAGGAAAUCCACUUUGAGAUUGUCGUGUUUUUUUUUUUUUUAAGGAAUGAUUUCGCUUCGCUGACCAAAGGUUUUCUUCCCCCGCGCCCCCGCCAGCCGCCUGCACUCACGUCUUUGCUAUAAUAAGCAACCAAUUGUAAUAAUAAGUACUGAGAGCUCCAGAAUAUUCCAUUGAUGUCAUGUUUCUUGGUGAAACUUUAAAGAAUCGCAUCAGGAAAAGUGUCUUAUGCAUCUUGGGACCAUUGUAAAAAAUAAAAAAUAAAAAAAGAGGGGAGAGGACACAUUUGGUUUUAGUCUUUUGGCUUUUUUUUUUGGGGGGGGGGGGUCUCACAAUGAUUUAGACAAUGGAUGCCAAGCUCUAAUGUGAUUUCCUGUUCCGUUUGUUUCCGCCGACACUGAUUUUUGUUGGUUUUAUCAGCACUGUACAGAAAAAAAAAAUCCUUUUGUGAUCGCUCUACUUUUUUUUUCUUUCCAGUCAAUUUGCUUCCCUCAGGUGUUUCUGUAAGAAAAAAAAAGGAGGAAAACUAACGUUUAAAAACAGUGUUAAGAGUUAAAGUCUACUUUUUGGGAAUAUUUGAAUUCUUAUUAUUAUGACUUAUGAAUUAAUGUUUGUUUUAACUUGGGUUGUUGAGUAUUUUCAAAUACUGGUUUAAAAAAAAUAAAUAAGAGCUGUGCAACUUUGUACCUUUAAAAGAAAAAAUGUUGUGUUGUAUUUGUUGGUUUGCCGACUUUUUCGUUCACAUGACUGAAAGAAAGAAUCGACCAAUCAACAGCAGGGCCGGGCACAAAGUGAGUAAUGCGGUUUGUAUUCAGGUAAGGUUUCAAAACAAGGUUCAAGUUUCAAAUUAGAGCUUUCAAAAAAUCUGGGUUUCGGGACAGAUCUUUAAAUUACUAUAUGACAAAAAGAGAAAAUACUAUAUUGUUGUCAUAUUAGGCUGGCUCAGCCUGUGUGGAGUUUGCAUGUUCUCCGGGCACUCCCGUUU